Molecule: messenger RNA, 11979 nt
Organism: Cyphellophora europaea CBS 101466
Lineage: Eukaryota; Fungi; Ascomycota; Eurotiomycetes; Chaetothyriales; Cyphellophoraceae
Exons: 2
Coding region: 1-11979 (3992 amino acids)
Biological process (GO): proteasome-mediated ubiquitin-dependent protein catabolic process; positive regulation of protein catabolic process; protein polyubiquitination
Molecular function (GO): ubiquitin-protein transferase activity
Source: RefSeq, a predicted model, not a curated record
AUGUCGCAGUCACCAGCUGUGCUGGAGUUCGUGAAGAGGAUCUCGGCUGCCAGCUACUCAGAACUACCUGCCCUUUUCGAAUCAUGGGAUCGAAGAUGGCCUUAUCCUCGGGGAGAUCUGAUGAACUGGGUUGUACCUCUCGAUCGAUUCGACGAAAUCCUUAAAACUUUCAUCACCACAUAUAGUCUAGAGCAAGGCCCGCAGACUGCCUCUUUUGGGGUGGCUGUCCUCGUGAAAGGCACGACAGGAGCGGAUGAAACGCAGAUGGUCGAAAAGUUUGGCGAAGAAGGUGAUCGCAUUCUCAUUGAGUCCAUUCUGGACUUCUCCCGACUGCUGGUCGAGAAAUGCGCCAAUCGAGCUACCUACAACAGUUCCGAUCGCCUCAACGACCUUCUCAAUACUACUUCUCUCUCACUGCUGCACCGGACUCUACGACUUACCAUCUUGCUCGCACAACGCUACUCCGAGCGCGGUAGCCCUGUUCCUGCGCCUGUGGCAAAGUUCUACGAUUAUGAUCACGACCGGUUACGAUGCUUAGCAAGUCCUAUCGCACAGAAUCUUUCUCCCGCGAAACGCGUGCCAGCCUCACCUGUCAAAUCUACCAAGAGCAAAGCCGGCCACGUCAGUGGGUCGAGGCGUACCUCUGCUGCCGCGAACCCAAACGACUUCCGCUCUCUAUGUCGAGAUUUCUCAGCCCAGACUGGCUCCGCAAGACCUGCGCAACCUGAUCGCGACUGGCAGGCAUGGGCACAGGUGAAAGUUGCGUGGACUCCCGAAGCUCUAGCGAAAGACACAGGAGAACAGAGCAAACCGCUUGCUCAGCCCACAGCGCCCUCAACCCCAAACACGCCGACCCCACUUCGCCGCCAGACGAGUGCUUCUGCUAAGGCGGUUCAGUUGCCUGAUAGUGCUCAAGAAGCUUCAGAUUCAUCCUCAAAUCUUCGUAGUCUUGAGUUCUCCACAUCAGAUCUGAGCAAGAUGACUAUUGAAGAGGCUUUGCGCACCUGCCCAGACGAGAUGCCGAAGACUACUCGAUACGAGCUUCUGCACAAGCUGCGUAUCGCUUAUGGUCUCUUGUCAUCACAUGGCCGCAAAGACGUCUUAGCCAUCCGCAUCUUGGCCAUCAACAUUGUGGGCAAUGUCUUUACCGAUGACGAACUGCAGCGGAACCUACUAGGGAGAGAUCAAGCGGGACAGAAGCCUCAAGAGCUGGUGCAGCAAUUGGUCAAUUUAAUCCAAGAUCCGAAGAAAGGCCAACCCACUGUCGAGGUUUACAUGCAAACUUUGAGCAUGGUGACGAUCGGCGUCCUCGCUCGACAUAAAUUAUUUGCUCAAGAUAUCACCGCCGCUCUUGGCGCCAGCUCCGCCAAUGGGUUGUUGCUACGCCUUACUCAACGUGCUCUUGUCGAUCUCACCAGCGACGGGGAUGAGAACGAUACACUGGAUGGCGACGAAUGGCGAGAAGCUGUAUUCUUGUUACCACAGUAUGUCAUCGAAGCUUCAGGUCAUCACGGCCGCUUGAGCGAAGGCAGUUUCUCUAGCAGCUUCGUGGCUGCAUAUGUGACGGGACUGCGUAGUACAACUGUCAAAGCCAUGAGAGUGCACCUUCGGAUGCUGGACUUCAUGAAGAGCUUUUUCCACCACUUCAAGGAUGGUCUUCAGGUCUUACUACAAACCGAUGCAUUUGAGAACCUCAGUAACCUGACACGCGACUUAGCCGAGGAUGCAUGGCAGCAGCACCAGGGUGGGAAAGGCAUUCCGCCAGAGUAUAAGACCCGGCUCACCGAUUACGAAAUUCCGUACAUUCACCGACAAGUCUUGCGCUCUAUCAUUGACAUGAUCAACGAUAUCACUGGUCAUCAAGGUGCUAAUGCGGAUAGGGCUUCUCGAAGUCUGGUGGAUUCCCAAUCAUUGCUAACUGCCUUCAAGCUCAUCAUGGACAAACUGCAAGCAUUUGGUACACACACCUGGAGCGAGGUUGUUAAGGCCAUUAGUGGUUUUCUUAAUAACGAGCCUACGUGUUUCACAGUCAUUGCAGAAGCAGGCAUCAUCAAGAGCUUUUUGGGCACGGUCACUCGUCGUGAUGGUUCGCAAUCAGACUCAGACAUCAAGCAGACUAUUUCAGAUGUUUCUGCUCAAGAGGGUCCUGGAAUUCCCGCUUCCGUUGAAGCCAUUGGUAACGCAUCGCAACUGUUUGAGGCCAUAUGCUUGACAAGCGCAGGAUUCGACCUCUUCAAGUCGUCUGGCGCUCUGGAGAAGUUCUUCGAGAUCUUUGAGUCACCGGCUCAUGUUAAGCUUAUGAAGGAUCUCAACAACAUGCGAGUACUCGGCACCACGUUCGACGAGCUCGUUCGUCAUCACCCUAAUUUGCGCGAUACUGUAAUGAGCUCAGUCAUCGUCAUGAUUGCACGCGUCCGACAUAUUACACGGGCUAUGGCAGGAGAUUAUGGCGCUGGGCCGAAACUCUGGCACCAGGGGCUGAAUGGUGAUCUUAAAGUGUCAGGUGGUAUCGAGGCGCUACGACAGGAGAUUAUUCCCUCCCCUCGAUCCGACGCAAAGCCUUCUGAUGCUGUUACACUGCCCGACGGCAAGAAGCUCACCUUUGACGAGCCGGGGUAUAACGGUCUUCGUUGUGCGCAUCCUCAAAACGAGGAUUCACAUGGCCUGACCGCCUCGGACUACAUGAGGCCGUCGGUGGGAUUCCUGUCCCACCUCUUCCGAACCCAAUCUUCAUGUGUUGUUUUCCUCGAGCAUGGCGGCGCUGAUAUGGUACUCGAUCUUGUCACUAUCCCCAGUGUACCGGUGGCCGAGUAUUCUUUCGGUAUGCAUGGGCAUAUGGAAGAGCUUGCAAACGUCAUCCACAUGAUGGCUGAGUUGAAGCCUGGAUUAGUCCUACCUGCACUCGUCGAUCGAGCACUCUUCGUCUGUUCCGAAUUGCAGCACUUCAGUCAUUCCCAGCCGGGCCAGGAUGAAAGCUAUUUCGAUCCUCUCAUCCAGCUGACGAGCGGAGAGAGCCAGCAUUCGGAAAUGGAUGCAACAUCACCAGUGGAGCAGAAUGGCACGUAUCUUGUCCGAAGUCUCAUGGCUAUUUAUUGCCUAGCCCAAGUCAUUGGAGAGGUGUUCAGUACAGCCAUCUUCAGUUCGCGUACCCACAAUGCCUUCUUGUUUGGCCUCGUCAACUUGGCCGAUUUAUUCGCGGAGCUGAGUGGCAUGCUCGGUGACAUAAGCGCUGCGUGUGUUCGCGAGGCGAUCGUCAUUCAGAAGAAGCUUCCUGAUCCCUGGGUCAAGGCCACAAAGCCAGAGAACUUCUCCAUGGGAGACGACGAGGUAGACCAGAUCCUUCGUAUCUGGGAUAGCUCUUCCAAUACGGAAGGUGAGGACGAGAGCCCCGAAACUACUAAGGACCGCCAGACAGCCGCUUUCAAGAACGUGCAGACAUUACGAUAUCUCACCCUCGAGACACCUGCAGCAAUUGCAGAGCUUCUGGGCAGUAUUGGUCACGGCACUGCCGGCGGGAGGAGGAGACCAGAUACCUUUUCGAGACAGAAGAGCGCUAUGGUUUCCGACGCUAUCGCGGGCGCGCUGCUGAAGCAACUACAGCCCGACUUCAUCCAACCAGGGCUCAACAAUGCUGUCCUUGAUAAGGAGACGAGGUUCAAGUACCUGGUUGUAUGCUUGUCCAACAUGAGAGUCUCGCUUCAUGACGACCUUCAGGGUGCUGGUACAGGCGAGUUCUGCCAGAGCUUCGUGGUCAACGCGUUGAAGAAGCUUGGUGGCAUCCGUCGGCUGCGAGACAUCGGGACUGAAUUCUUCUCAGAGUUGAAGCAAUGCAAAGUCGAGGUCUGGACCUUUGCUGCAAACACUGGCCUCAAAACUUGUCUCGAUAUUUUCGACAUCUUGACAAGUGCAAAGAGUGUUGUGGGCGCUCCUCAGUCUUCGCAUAUGAAGAACUCGGAUCCUGGUAAGGCUCACUACUUUGUACCGCCGCAAGCUUUGUUAGAGUUCCGAAUGGAGGCCCUACCUCUUGUGCGCGAAAUCUGGGACAGCGAAUAUGCCGAUCAAGCCUCCCGGGACGUUGUUCACAAACUAGUAUCUAUCCUCAAGCACGCCUUACAGGGAGACUCUGAAGAGGAAGCGGUCCAGACGCAGAGUGGUCACCCCAAAGUCACGCCUCCACCGCCUCGCAAAUUUCCCAUCGAUCACAACCGCCUUAGAGAGCUUAAGGACGAUGGAUUUGAUGAAGAUCUUGCUAAAGAAGCCUUAUACCGCACCAACACAUUACCCUCAGGCAAUUCUAACACUGCUGCGAAAGAAUACUGUCGGGCGAUGAUCGCCCAUCCACGGCGCCGUCGAUUACCUAUUCCAUCAAGCGAAACCGAUUUGCCUGCAACGACCCGUGAGACACCCUCUACAUCCAGUCCGGCAGGUGCUUCUUCUGCUCUGCCAGUUGGACCUAUCGAGGCGGCGUUGGCCGAGGUUGUCAACAAUGCAUCUCAUGAUAGCGAAAUGGAAGGCGUAACAUCUUCGAGCCCCUCGGAUCCUGCUCGCCCACAGACAUCAGGGUCUUCGGCGAUGGAUCUGAGUAACAUUUUGAACUCCUCGGAGCAGCCUGCGGCUCAGCCGAUCUCUAAGGGAGAGAAGCCCGCUCACCCUUCCUACUCUGUCGAAAUUAUCAACGCAGAGCGGGGAUCCAUUCGAGAUGAUCUUGCCGAGCGCUGCAACAACGUACUGAACAGCCACCAAGACAUGGUUUUUGAGCUAGCAGAUCUCAUCUCAAGUGCCACGAAGAAGAUGUCGCGAGAGGCUGCUCAGAGCUACUGGGAAUCGACUUCCGAUCUUCUCGUCAACUCACUGUUAUCAAUGCAGGCAGAUGGAGAAAUCGAGGAAUCCGAAGGCAAGAAGAUCGCCGCAGCUGCUCAUCUCAUUGCUUUGCUUAUCAACGAUAAGGAGGUCUUCAAGACAGCACUUGGGGUGUUCCAAGAGAAUUUUGAGGGGCUGCUGUCUUUCUUGAAGCUCAGCGGUACAGUGAUUCGAAAGGGAGAUGAUACUUAUCCCUGGGUCGCUCCAAUCCUGCUACUUAUCGAGCAGAUGCUGUCGCAGGAUAAUGAGCCAGCUGAGGUGCGUUGGGACCAUCCUCGAGACCUUGAGUCACCUAUGCCAAAGGCAGAGUUGGUUGAGAAGGCUACCAUCAGUCUCGAUCAGAAGAAGGAACUUUUCACAGCUUUGCUCGACUGUCUCCCUCGAGUUGGAAAAGACAAAUCUAUGGCUCUCUCCAUUGCAAGAGUUCUGGUCAUGCUGACCAGAAAGCGCGAGAUUGCUACGGCACUCUCAGAGAAACGGAACUUGCAACGCCUCUUCCUUAUGGUCAAACAGCUUGGUAUGGGAGUCUCUAGUCGCUUCCUGAGCUCGUUCAUGCUCAUCCUUCGUCACAUUGUGGAGGACGAAGAGACACUUGUGCAGAUCAUGAGAAGCGAGAUCCAAGCUGCCUUCACUGGCCGAAACUCCUCUCGGAACUUGGAUCUAAAUGGCUAUACCAGAGAGCUGCACCACCUUGCUAUCCGGUCACCCGAGGUCUUUGUGAAGGUGUCGAACGACCUGCUCAAAUUGUCGCAAUGGCAGCCCCACUCGCCUGGUCCCCCUCUUGCGCUCAAGGAUGUUCUCAAAGAUGACGACGCGAGACCCGCCGAUAAGACUACGUCCCCAGCUGGAGACGGCACGGCGGCAGAUGAUGCCAACGAAGCUGCCGCAAGCGUCGAAAACACCGAUGCUCCUGCCGAUGACUCAAAAGGCAAGACCGCUGACAUUAAGCCCCCGGUCGUUGAGAACCCUGAUGGUGUCAUCCACUUCCUGCUUUCUGAGCUGUUGUCCUACAAGGAUGUCGAUGACAAGGACGUUCCAUCUACAGCAAGAGCUGACUCGGAAGACUCCAGCCCGGUACUGGACCCGCCUGUUGCUCCAACGAUUGCCCCUGAGUCGCCAGCCUCUUCUAUCGAUGGCUCGGGCCUUGCACAGUCAGAUGCAGCCAAGCCAGAGCGCCCUCGAUUCAAGCCGGAAGACCACCCCAUCUUCAUCUAUCGAUGCUUCUUACUCCAGUGCUUGGUGGAGCUGCUGCAUUCGUAUAGUCGCACCAAGAUUGAGUUCAUCAACUUCUCUCGCAAGUCGGAUCCGUUGGCAGUGACUCCAUCGAAGCCACGAUCUGGCAUCCUUAAUUACGUGCUGAACGGCUUGGUCGCUUCUGGCUAUGUGGACAAAGACGACCAGUCAAUUCAUUGCAAGAAGCGACUUGCAGUCUCGGAUUGGGCCAUCAAAGUCCUGGUCUCUUUGUGCUCUAAGACCGGCGAGAAAGGCAAAUCAGCCCCUGUGCAGCGCUAUGCUCUCGUACAGGUAGAUGACAAGGACGAUGAACCUGAGCUGACGUUCGUGCGCCGCUUCGUGCUUGAGCAUGCCAUCAAAGCCUUCAAAGAUGCAACCUCGUCGACCGAGUCGUUGCAAACCAAGUACAGCAAGCUACUAUGCUUGUCGGAUAUGUUCAAUCGCCUACUUUCGAAGCCAUCGGCCUCUGAUGGAGCGGCUGGUUCUAAUAACACCUCGUACAGAAUUCUCGGUCGAAUGAUGUUUGAGAAGAAUCUGAUCUCAGUCCUUACAAGCUCACUGGCUGAAAUCGAUCUGUCCCAGCGAGGUGCCCGGCGCGUAAUCAAGUUUAUCUUGCGACCGCUUCAAGAACUUACCAGUCUGGCCACACAACUUAGUCUCACUUCGCCGGACGUGAUCACUUCGGUUCUGGGCAAUACAUCGGAUGACGAUAUAUCAUCAGCUUCAUCGGUCUCAGAGGUAGAAGACGAACGAGAGGAGACUCCGGAUCUCUACCGUAAUUCGGCUUUGGGUCUUCUUGACCCGAAUCGACCUCGAGAGUCCGAUUCGGAUUCCGAUGAUGAGGAUGAUGACGAAGAGAUGUACGACGACGAGGAGUAUCCUGACGAGAUGGACUACGACGAUGGCAUGCCCGCAGGCCAAGAAGACGACGAAGCUGUCAGUGACGAAGAUGAGGACGACAUGGACGGCCCAAUCGAGGGUCUGCCGGGGGACGUGCCUAUGGAGCUCGAGUUUGUCGUCAAUGAGGGCGGCAUGGAAGUUGAUACUGGUGAUGACGAUAGCGAGACCAGUAGUGACGAUGGUUCAGAUGACGAGGAUGGCGAGGACUUCGAUAUCGAAGACGAAGAUGGUGAGAUCAACGCCGACAACGAAAACGACAGCCUCGGUGAUGGACACGACCACGAAGCCGACUGGGAAGAUGAUGAAGGUGAUGAAGACAUUGACGACGAUGCUGACGAUGACGAAGGCGAUGAGAUUGAGGUCGACAUGAAUGGCGACCUCCUUGCUGGCGGUCCAGACGAAGCACCUGCUCUGCAAGACGACCUCAACAACCUUCUUCGUGUUCUUAACGGACGGGAUGAAGAAGGUGGGCGUGCGAAUCAUACCCACGUAGUAAUGCACCCUGGUGUGGCUGGUGCAGAUGAUGAAGAGGACCAUGAGGAUGUCGAUGUUGUGGAGGAAGACGAGGAAAUGGACGAGAAUGACGCUCUUGGCCAUGAUCACUUCGAUGACUUCAUGGAUGGUGAUAUCGAAGACGAGUACUACGAGGAUCAGUGGACAUUCGACGAACCUGCGCCUCGACCUAGAGGUUUUGGACGUCGCAAUUUCGGUGGCCGUUCCAUCUUCCGCCCUCCACCUCCACCUACAGCAUUCCUUCACCCUCCAAGCUUUCGUGGAGCUGGCGAGUCCAUCCCAUCAUUCUACCGAUCCUCUAGUGGACGCCGUCCUGGUCGACAAGACAAUGACGAUGGCACAAAUCCACUGCUACAGCGACCACCGGGAGAAGCGCCAUCAUCACGUGCAGGCGAUGUUUCGCGCAUUACCUUGGCCUCAGGCCGGCUCCCCGGGGACGAGGACCUGGAGGAGUUCAAUAAUUUCACCAGUUUGAUGCCAGGCCCCGUGCGCGACGCUUUCCGAUCCGUCGUUCAGGCCGAAGGCGGACAGAGCCGCGGCCACGGUCAGCUCCUCGAUCUGAUCGCGAACACUAUUCAUCGAGGCGGCCCUGCCAUGUACGCUAGUCCUAUGAGCAUUAACGUCAAUGUUCCCCUUGGAGAACUCUCCUCAGGAAUGCGGCAUGGUCUCGGCAUGGGUGGCGGGGCUAUCUCAAGCCAACGUGUACGCGAAGACCCUCCUCGAGCUGUAAGCUUUACGCCUGCCACCACCAUGGUUCGAUGGCAAGAGGAGCGAGCCAUCCUUUUUGGCAACCAGUACCUUGACAAGCUCCAGCGCAUACAGCUCCUCCUUAUGUCGAUGCUUGCCCCUUCUGCCCAACAAGAGGAGAAGGAGCGCCUGCGUAAGCGGGAAGAGGAAAUCAGGGCUCAGAGAGAGGAAGAAGAGAGACAACGCCAAGAAGCUGAGCGCACCCGCAAGGAGCGGGAAGAGCAAGAGGCUGCGGAGCGUGCCGAAGAGGAGCGACGUGUCGCUGCAGAAGUUGAGGCGGCUGCUGCGGCUGCUGCUGCUGCUGCUGAUAACCAACCCGCCGCCAGUGGCGAGACUAAUGAGGCGGAGCCUAUGGAAGGUGUGCAGUCUACCGAGCCAGAUCCUCGAAGUGAGGACCAGCCAGAUGAGGCUGAAUCGUCAGAGGCAGCUCAAGAGCGCGUCUUCACGACAAUCAGAGGACGUCAACUGGACAUCACCGGGUUGGCCAUUGACCGGGAGUACCUCGAAGCGCUGCCAGAGGAGCUGCGAGAAGAAGUCAUCAUGCAGCAAUAUGCCACUCGCCGAGAAGAAGCGCAACAGCAAAACACCAAUGCUAGCACGGGGGCGGCAACGGGUACUGACAAUGCACCUAUUGAUCCUGAGUACCUGAACGACUUCCUCAAUGCUCUGCCAGAAGAAGUCCGAGAAGAAAUUCGUCAGUCUGAAGCCAAUGCUCAGCGACAGCGGGAGCGAGAAGCCGCUCGCCGAGAAGCAGCGGUUAAUAGACCAGUUCAGGCGGAAGACAUGAACAACGAUGAUUUCCUAGCCACUCUAGAUCCGGCACUACGCCGCGAGAUCUUGGGUGAGCAAUCUCACGACAUUUUGGCGCAGCUUAAUCCCCGGUUUGCUGCUGAAGGUCGUGAACACGCUCGCCGAAUCUUCCACUAUUCUGGCCUGCCUGUUGGUCGGCAGGCCCAGGGCGGUCGUGUUGACCGCGAUGGGCAGAAGGAUAACAAACGCCAAGUGGUUCAAUUAGUCGAUAAAGCUGGCGUUGCGACACUUUUGCGUCUGAUGUUCCUUCCACAACAGGGUUCACUUCGGUCGAACCUGUGGCACAUCUUGAGGAACGUAUGCGGCAACCGACUCACUCGCUUUGAGGUCAUUAAUAUGCUCUUGGUCAUUCUGAAGGAGGGAUCGACUGAUGUCACCGCCGUCGAGCGCAGCCUUGCCAGUCUUUCGUUACGCGCCAAAGCCACCGCUGCUCAGAAAACUCCCCAGCCGUUAAAGCGAACCCUAUCGAUGCAGCCAAGUGCUGGUUUAGGUGAGGACGUCACUCCUUUGGUUGUCGUUCAACAGUGCCUCUCGGCGCUUAAGCAACUCUCCCAGCACGGUCUACACGUGCGUACAUUGUUCUUGCGCGAGGUCGAUAUCAGCAGCAGCUCCAAAUCCAAGAAGGGCAAAGACAAAGAGAGCAAGACGACCAAAUAUCCUAUCAACGACCUUAUCACCCUGCUUGACCGCAAGCUUAUCGUUGAAAGUGCUCCCAGCUUGCAAUCUCUUGCUGAACUGCUCGCCGCGGUAACCUCGCCCCUGGUCGUCCUGAUGCGUAAGGAAAAGGAGCAAAAGGAUGAGGCGAAGAGCCAGAAGCCAGAUACUACCGAAAGUUCCGAGCGACAGACUGAACCUUCUAACACUGAUCAGGUGCAAGAUACUGCUAUGACUGAGGGUUCUACUGAGGUUGGGGCUGAGGGAACAACUGCAAUCGAGGCCCUGAGCGGUGAAGCCACUGCUAGUAUGAAGGAUGAAGAGAACGAAGUCAGCAAAAAUGAAGAGCCCAAGCCGAAGAAGAGUUUCGAGCCGCCUGUCAUUCCCACUCGAAAUCUCCAGCUCAUUGCUAAUAUCUUCAUUGCUUCCGAAUGUGGUAACGACACCUUUCAUGCCACUUUGGAUACGAUGUCGAGUAUCUCCUGCGUGCCCGGCACCAGUGAAGUCUUCGGCAAGCAGCUGAUCGGGCAUGUCAAGAACCUCUCCUCGUCUCUUUGCUCAAGUCUCGAUGAGCUGAUACCACAGCUCCGCGAGGCCCAAGCGAGCACCGAUCUCCACGGUAUCACCUCUACUCGCUUUUCCCACAGUGGAUCCGAUCAGGUCAAACUACUCCACGUUCUCAAAGCUCUCGAUUAUCUGUCGGAGCCGAAGAAGGAGGGCGAGGGUGAGGAAGGUGCGGUGAAGAGCAUUCUGACAACCUCCUACGAGGGCCUAUCUCUUGGGCCUUUGUGGUCGAAGCUGAGCGAAUGCCUUAGUGUCAUGGGCGAGAAGGACAACGUCAUUGCUUUCGCGUCCAUUCUCCUUCCUCUGAUCGAAUCUCUGAUGGUUGUUUGCAAGAACACUUCACUCAAAGAAGCGCCUCUGGUGCAGCAAAUUCGCGAGGAGGGCCCCACAACUCCCAUUGUUGAGGACCUAAACGAUCUCGAACAGCUCUUCUUCAACUUCACUACCGAGCACCGGAAGAUCCUCAAUGACAUUAUUCGUCAAUCGCCGAAAUUGAUGCAAGGUAACGGUAGCUUCAGCUUACUGGUGAAGAAUCCCAAAGUGCUCGAUUUCGAUAACAAGCGUGCUUUCUUCACGAAGCAAAUCCAUUCGAGGUUACACCAGCAGCGCCACGUUCAGCCACCCCUACAGCUCAAUGUCCGCCGCGAUCAAGUCUUCCAAGAUUCGUACAAGGCGCUGUACUUCAAGACCGCUGAUGAGAUGAAGUAUGGCAAGCUCAACAUUCGGUUCAACGGCGAGGAGGGCGUGGACGCCGGCGGUGUUACUCGCGAAUGGUUCCAAGUCCUCGCUCGGGGCAUCUUCAACCCCGACUGGGCUUUGUGGCAGCCAGUCGCUUCUGACAAGACCACCUUCCACCCGAAUCCUCUCAGUUGGAUCAACGGUGAGCAUCUUGUGUAUUUCAAGUUCAUCGGUCGAAUCAUUGGCAAAGCACUCCACGAAGGUAGAGUCCUUGACUGCCAUUUCAGUCGCGCUGCCUACAAGAGAAUGCUUGGCAAGCAACCAAACCUCAAGGAUCUUGAGAGCAUGGAUCUUGACUAUUACAAGUCUCUUCUUUGGAUCCUGGAGAACGACAUCACUGAUAUCCUCACCGAGGAUUUUUCGAUCGUUGAAGAGCAGUUUGGUGAAGAAAAGAUCGUCGACCUGAUCCCCGAUGGGCGCAACAUUCCCGUUACGGAGGAGAAUAAGCGAGAAUACGUCCAGAAGCUGGUCGAGUACCGCCUAACGGGAUCCGUUAGUGAGCAGCUUGAGCAUUUCAUUCGCGGUUUCCACGACAUUAUUCCUGCCGAAUUAGUUGCCAUCUUUGAUGAGCAGGAACUCGAGUUGCUCAUUUCUGGUCUUCCCGAGAUCGAUGUCGACGACUGGAAGGCGAAUACCGACUACCAUAAUUACAACGCGAACAGCCCUCAGAUCACUUGGUUCUGGCGUAUUGUGCGGGCCAUGAGCAACGAAGAGCGAGCUAAGUUGUUGCAAUUCAUCACGGGCACUAGCAAGGUGCCACUCAACGGUUUCAAAGAUCUUGAAGGCAUGCAGGGAACAACUCGCUUCUCUGUCCACCGUGAACCCAACCUCAACCGGCUGCCAACCAGCCACACUUGCUUUAACCAGCUCGACCUUCCGGCUUACGACAACCAGGAGUCGCUCAAAACCAACAUAAUGAAGGCCAUCAAUCUGGGCGCCGACUACUUUGGAUUUGCCUGA